AUGCAGAUUGUCUGUUUGGGACUGCUCCUUCUCAGUGUGACCUGGGCAGCACCAGCAUUGCAACCACAGACUGAGAAAACUGAGCAAGACUGUGUGGAAGAACAGAGGAUAACGUACAAGGGCCACCAUGAGAAACAUGGGUAUUAUAUUUUUAAGUAUGUUUACACAUCAUCUGGGAGGAAAAAUCAAACUGACAUAAAGAAGGAAGAAAAAAACAAAGACAAUAUUGCUGUUCACGUUUCCGGCAAGGGAAGAAAUCAAGAGCCAGCACCUAAAGAAAACAUUGCCCAGGAAAGAGAGAAAGACUUGUCUCUUCUUGGAGCCAAUGAAAGUAACCAAAGUAGUAAAUCUCAAACUCUUUUUGAAGAUAGACAGACAGUGAAGGAAGACUAUCGUAUUAGCAAAAAGGAAAAUGCCCGCAAUGACCUAAAGAUGUCCACAUAUCCUGAAUCCACCGGGAAUAAUGGAGCCAAGGAUGGAGAUGAUGCUGUCAGCAAACUCCAUGACCAAGAAGAAUACAGUGCCCCUCUCAUCAGAAAGAAUAUGCAGCACAUAAUGGAGCCAGGGACGGUGGUUGAACUCUUGGGGGAAGAAAACAAAGAGAACAAACCCAGGAAAGUUGUAAGCAAAAUUCCAGCAGGAGCGAGCUAUGCUAAAGGCCCCUCAAAAGAUAAAAAGAGUCAUCAAAAAGAUCCCCAAGCCCAGAAUAUUCCAGUAAAAAGCAAAAGCACCUACCAUAUCCAACACAGCACUGACUAUCUAAAACAGCUCCCAAAAGUCAAAAAAAUCCCCAGUGAUGUUGAAGGCAGUGGUUACCCAGAUCUUCAAGAGAGGGGGGACAAUGAUAUCUCUCCUUUCAGUGGAGAUGGGCAACCUUUUAAGGACAUAUCUGGUAAAGGAGAAGCUAUUGGUCCUGACCCAGAAGGUGCAGAUGUUCAAACAGAGUUCUCCGGCCCAAGUGAAGCUGAGACGAGUCAUCCUGACGCAAGAGGGCCAGGUUAUAACGAGAUCCCAGAGGAAGAAGAAAAUGGCGGAAAUGCCAUCGGAACCAGGGAUGGAACAGCAAAAGAGGCAAAUGCUGCUGGUGUGAGCCUAGUGGAGGGCAGCAACGACAUCAUAGGCAGCACUGAUUUUAAGAAGCUCCCUGGAAAAGAAGGAAACAGAGUGGAUGCCGGCAGCCAAAAUGCUCAUCAAGGGCAAGUCGAGUUUCAUUACCCUGAUCCACCCUCAAAAGAGAAAAGAAAAGAAGGCACUAGUGAUGUAACUGAAAGUACUAAUUAUAAUGAAGUUCCAAAAAAUGGCAAAGAUAGUGGUAGGAAAAGUCCAGAACAUUCUAAUAGGAAUCAAGUGACCUCAAAUGAAAAACAAAGAUUUCCUGGUAAGAGCAAAAGUCAGGGCCGGUUCACCCCUUCUCGUGGUCUUGAUCAUGAAAUUAAAAAUGAAAUUGGUUCCCAUAAUGUCCCCAAUAAUGAGGGGACUAUAACACACAGCAGAAAAUAUCAUUAUGUGCCCCACGGACAAAAUAACUCUUCAGGGAAUAAGGGUAUGGCACAAAGGAAAGGUCCCUGGGAUUACAGAAAACCCCAUCCCAAUAGAAGCUUUAGUCACCCUAGAAAGCGUGACAGCAGUGAGUCAUCUGACAGUGACAGUUCAAGUGAGAGCGAUGGUGACUAG
Equus quagga is the source of this 1674-nucleotide messenger RNA. RefSeq names its product matrix extracellular phosphoglycoprotein (gene MEPE). The record is from RefSeq and is a predicted model, not a curated record. Bases 1 to 1674 code for a protein of 557 amino acids. Gene Ontology annotation, biological process: biomineral tissue development. Gene Ontology annotation, molecular function: extracellular matrix protein binding. The transcript is spliced from 4 exons. Lineage: Eukaryota; Metazoa; Chordata; Mammalia; Perissodactyla; Equidae. Gene Ontology annotation, cellular component: extracellular matrix.